Molecule: messenger RNA, 2494 nt
Organism: Silurus meridionalis
Lineage: Eukaryota; Metazoa; Chordata; Actinopteri; Siluriformes; Siluridae
Gene: acbd5b
Product: acyl-CoA binding domain containing 5b
Exons: 8
Coding region: 227-1213 (328 amino acids)
Biological process (GO): fatty acid metabolic process
Cellular component (GO): peroxisome
Molecular function (GO): fatty-acyl-CoA binding
Source: RefSeq, a predicted model, not a curated record
CGCAGGUGGUGAGAUUAAAUACACGGGUUAUUUUUUAUUAAAACCUACAUCUUUACAAUUUCCUGCUAUUUCUCAUCACAGAUUUAUCUUAUAGUUUUUAUGAAAUUUUGUGUUAAUUGAUAUAAAGUCCAAGUAGCAUUUAUCAUGUGUUUAAUUUUCCUUUAAUGUAAUUACAAAGCAUGUGAUUAGUAUGAAUGAGUGUCAUUAAUUGUAGUUUUAUGAAAGUAUGGAGAACAUCUCCGUUCAUCAGAGAAGAUUUGAAGCAGCUGCUAAAGUGAUGAGGAAUUUACCUGCAAAUGGUCUGUUCGUGCCAUCUGAUGCCAUGCUGCUCACGUUUCACACCUACCACAGACAAGCCACAGUCGGACCGUGUGACACCACUGACCCCCACCACCCGGCUGCUCUGAGUAAAACCGAGUGGGCAGCCUGGAAAGCGUUAGGUGACAUGUCUAAGGAAGAAGCUAUGAAGGCGUAUGUUGAGGAGAUUCUCUUGAUUUUGGAGAUGAUUCCUGUGACGGAGGAGGUGUGCGACCUGCUGAAGGUCCUCGAACCAUUUUACGAAGUGGUGGAGGACGAGGAUGAAGAUAAAGAUGAUGACACGACCAGCAAACCUGCGAUGUCGACGUUCUCAGGAAGCAGAAGUUCUGUAGAAGAAGAAGAAGAAGAAGAAGAUGAUGAUGAUGUGGACAGAAACCACGAUGCUGCAGAUGUAACGAGGCUAACGGUGGCUAACAGAGCUGAGAGAGGAGGAUCUCCAGUGUGUAGCAGUAGCAUCUCCUCUCUCAGCAAAACCACACACAGCUCCAUAAACACCUACGAGGAAGAGGAGGAACCGGAGCACAGCCUGCAGACGAGCCGAGAUUCUCCAGAGCGCUUUCUUCAACUCCUCACUGAUGAUCGCCUUACAGAUGGCGAUGAUGUCAGUGAGCCCGAGGAGUCGAGUGAGGUGUACAGUGACCUGCACUGGGUUGCUAGGGGGCGUGGCCUAAAGCGUGUGGGCGGUGCCUGUGCGUUUGAAGCGCACAUACUUAACCCACAACCGAAAACUUUCCAUAUAAGGAUGAACAAUGAAUGCUGGCAUAAUUACUACAGUGAUUCGGAAGUUUGCGCACCCUUCCUUUCAUUUCCUGUUUUUUCUAAAUGUGAUCAGAAAAUUCUCCAGAACUUGAAUGAUUUUAAAGGAACACAUUUUUGUUACAUGUUUUACAAAUAAAAUAAAAUUAAAUCAAUGAAAAAACAACGGCACAUUUCUUGCUUUCGUUCCAUUCAAAACUGAUGGGGGGUACAAACAUUUGCUCUCGGCUGAACGCUCUGAUAUCUGGAGAGAAGAGCUGAAGAUCUUCCACGUUAAUCAUCCACUCGUGCUCUUCAGGGUCCUAGUGCUGGACAGGUUCGAAGAAUAAGGUUUAUUUAAAUAGUAUUGGAUUUUUACAUACAAUACAAAACACAAAUCAGUGUGUGUGUGUGUGUGAGAGAUUUUACAAUAUUCUCAGGAACGUGUAGGUGUUUCUGUGAUCAGGUUCCUCUAAUAAAGUUUACUUUGGUAGUCUGUUUAAAGGUUAAAUCCAGCAGUGACGCCUUGCAGAUAUUUCACUCGCUGAUGUUUUCGAUCUGAUCUGAUUCAGGGUUAUUUAUCUUCAAAAUUUCCUCAUAGGCCCCAGCGAGGAUUGAACUCGCGACCCCUGGUUUACAAGACCAGUGCUCUAACCACUGAGCUAUGGAGCCUUGCGUAGACGCUCCCGCGCUGAGGAACAUGAAGAACGUGAAGAACGUGCUUGUCUCCAGUAACUGCUUUAAACGUGUACAUAAAAGAUAAAAGCGAACGUCAUCAUGUUUUGCAUUCCAGGGUGUUCACUUCCUGUUAUUUAUAAUAACCUGGAGUUCAUCCAAAAAACACUCUUCUGAUUGGUUCAGAGCAGAAGGAAGUGAAGUUUUGUAAAAUGAUUUGAUAAACCGUCAUAUAAACCACGAAACACGUUUGAAAUCCAUUUAGUUUUCAUCCUUUACGUCUACUGUGCAGAGAUUCUCUCUUUCUCUGUUCUUUCUAUCAUUUACAUUUAUGUAUAUUAAUAUUGUUUGUUUGAAUGACAUGAAGGAAGCGAUGCUUUAAUUCAUUAAAAACGCCGCAAACUCGAUCGCCUGCAAAAAGUCCACUGAAGAUUUCCUUUGUCUUCCACACGCCCAGAAUAAUGAGUGUGUGGAUAUUAAUGCCUUAAUAAAUAUGCAUUGCUGGCAGUUUGUAUGUAAAUUAGGGGGCGGGGUCAUGCCCUGCAGCCUGAAUAAUGAGCGAAUAUAUUUAUAUUCUACACCUCGCUUUCGUAUUCCUUUAUUUUGUGAAUUAUAUUCUAAUUUGAGUUCAUGUUUGGCACUGAAGUGAGAAAGCAGUCCCUAGUCCAGGUCCAGGUUCUUUACACACAAUGAAACAGAUCCUCAUUAGCGCCUGUAAUCAUCUUCUUUUCUUCCCAGCAGUGAUGUAAGCCGGGGUGUGUGUUCA